Baudoinia panamericana UAMH 10762 is the source of this 930-nucleotide messenger RNA. RefSeq lists its product as uncharacterized. The transcript has a single exon. The coding region runs from base 265 to 561 and encodes 98 amino acids. The record is from RefSeq and is a predicted model, not a curated record. Lineage: Eukaryota; Fungi; Ascomycota; Dothideomycetes; Mycosphaerellales; Teratosphaeriaceae.
UGGCUUCCUGAGCAUGCGUAGGAUAUUCAUGUCAUUGACUGUGGUGAGGUUCGACUGUAUAAAUCAUGCUAUGCAACACCCAGGACUCCUUGUCUGAGACAACUUACCUUCUGCAGCCUGCACACAUCGAGUAUCGACCGCAGCACAUUACCAAGGCACACCUCCACCUUGCAGUCAUAACGGCUUUCGGUCAACCUCUGGAGACUUCGUUAAGUCAUCCAAGCCAACAUACCGCCGCUUCGCCUUACGCCCAAGGCCACCAGCAUGCCGACACAACAAGUCCUGUACGUCAACGGGGUGAAGCAGCGGGGUGGAAAGCAUGUAUACUUCGACGGGAUCGAGCAACCAGCGUCCAAGCCCAAGAAGGUGACCAAGCCUUUGAAAGGCAUUCUCAAGAAUUGUUUCACGCCUCCGCCUGCGCCGGCUCGCAAGCCGAGGCGCGAACGCAAGUCGCACGCAUCGCACGACGGCUGGUAUGAGUAUGAGCACACUACGAGGAAGGAAUCCCGGAAUGGCCGUCCUUACUACACCACCAGAUCGACAUACCGGCGCUGGUUCUAGAAGAGGUAAGUUCGGUGCAACUUGAUUGCCACGGCCUUCUUUGCUGAUGCUCUCAGACGCCGGCCGGUAGGCAAAGCCACCGUAUAAGCUCUGUCUGAGCGGCGAUCUCUUGGAAUGGGAGUGCGGGCUUUCGGUGUGGGAAGACAUGUCGACAGAGAGGCGGCUGUGAGAAUUCUAGUGAUCGAGUAUCUGACACGAUAUUCGGCGUUACUAUAGGAUUAGUAUAUGAACAGUGAAGUAUGAUUUGAGGUCAUUCAGCUCUGUCAAGUACGGUCCUGAUGAGGGCAUGCUCGGCUGUCAUGCUUCUAUGGUACGCUUCUGUUGCAGGCAUGUCUCGCGCGGCAUGGAUCGUUGCCCGACGUAGAGGCG